AAGCAAAGCAAGUAAAAAAAUCACACGCUUCCUGUACGUAUAAAUUUCUCAUUUCGUACCAUGUUCAUCUCCACCAUCAUCUAACCACGAUAACAGAACAAACCAAAUAUCAUACAAAACCCUAAUUUUGACUUUUUUCUGCAUCAUUCUCUCUUCAUCAACUGCUACUUCUUCUUCACACCAAAUAAACUCAACAAUCCUCUAAUGGAAGUACCAACAAACCGAAGCAGAGCCGUACUUCAGGUAGCUGUAUUUUCCCUGAUUUGCAGCUUUUCUUUCGUUUUCGCUGGAGAUAUUGUUCAUCAGGAUGAUAUAGCACCUAAACGGCCUGGAUGUGACAACAAUUUCGUUCUGGUCAAAGUGCCUACUUGGAUUGGUGAUAGUGAAGAAGAAGAGUUUGUAGGCGUUGGUGCCCGAUUCGGUCCUACAUUGGAAUCGAAGGAGAAGGAUGCGAAUAAAAGCAGAGUCGCUCUUGCAGACCCUCCGGAUUGUUGUAGUACGCCUAAAAACAAGCUUACGGGUGAAGUUAUCUUGGUGCACCGAGGCAACUGCAGUUUUACUGACAAGGCACAUGUAGCUGAAGCUGCAGGCGCUUCAGCAAUCCUUAUUGUUAACAACCAAACAGAACUCUUCAAGAUGGUGUGUGAACCAGAUGAAAAUAAUGUGCAUAUUGGCAUCCCCGCAGUAAUGCUUCCCCAAGAUGCUGGUUCUAGCUUGGAAACAAGUAUCCAGAAUAAAUUAAACGUUUACGUGCAGCUAUAUUCUCCAAAGCGCCCUCUGGUUGAUGUUGCUGAGGUGUUUUUAUGGCUUAUGGCUGUUGGUACCAUAUUAUGUGCGUCUUACUGGUCUGCAUGGACUGCACGAGAAGCAGCCAUUGAACAGGACAAAAUAUUAAAGGACGCUUCUGAUGAAUACUUGAAUACAGAAUCUUCUCGAUCAAGUGGCGUGGUGGACAUCAACACAACAUCUGCAGUUCUGUUUGUUGUGAUCGCAUCAUGUUUCUUGAUCAUGCUUUACAAGCUGAUGUCAUACUGGUUUAUUGAGGUCCUUGUUGUCUUGUUUGCCAUUGGUGGUGUUGAGGGCCUGCAAACUUGUUUGGUGGCUCUGUUAUCAUGUUUCAGAUGCUUUGAUCAUGCUGCACAAACAUUCGUCAAGGUUCCGUUCUUAGGUGCUGUCUCGUAUUUGACCCUCAGUGUCUCUCCAUUCUGUGUAACAUUUGCUGUUGUAUGGGCUGUUUAUCGCAGAAUUUCCUUUGCUUGGAUUGGUCAAGAUAUACUUGGUAUCGCGCUGAUAGUCACGGUAAUCCAGAUAAUACGAGUGCCUAAUCUCAAGGUGGGAACAGUUCUCCUCAGCUGUGCAUUCUUGUACGACAUUUUCUGGGUGUUUGUUUCCAAAUGGUGGUUUCAUGAAAGUGUGAUGAUAAUGGUAGCACGUGGUGAUAAGAGCGGAGAAGAUGGCAUCCCAAUGUUACUGAAAAUCCCACGAAUGUUUGAUCCGUGGGGUGGCUAUAGCAUUAUCGGAUUCGGUGACAUUAUAUUACCGGGGCUAUUAGUGGCCUUUUCUCUAAGGUAUGAUUGGUUGUCAAACAAGAGUUUGCGGGCCGGCUACUUCUUAUGGGCAAUGCUUGCUUAUGGAUUAGGUCUGCUAAUUACGUACGUGGCUCUGAACUUGAUGGACGGACAUGGUCAACCUGCUUUGCUUUACAUUGUUCCUUUCACAGUCGGCACGUUAUUGACGUUAGGGAAGCAUCGAGGAGAUCUGAGACACUUGUGGUCAAAAGGAGAACCUGACCGGCUUUGCCCUCAUGUUCAACUACAAUCUUCCGAACAAUAAAGUUAUGUAUGGGACAUUGCUCAUAGUUUGACAAUAAUUUGUCCCGUUUAGAGAAUGUCGUGUUUUCUGAUAGACUGAGAAACAAUAUACUUAGAUUAGAGUUUUAGACGACUUUGGGCUUUUUAUCAUCGCGAUUGCUUCUCUCACCACUUCGUAUAUUCAUA
This is a messenger RNA of Helianthus annuus (common sunflower), 1997 nucleotides long. RefSeq names its product signal peptide peptidase-like 4. Lineage: Eukaryota; Viridiplantae; Streptophyta; Magnoliopsida; Asterales; Asteraceae. The coding region runs from base 205 to 1833 and encodes 542 amino acids. Gene Ontology annotation, biological process: membrane protein proteolysis. The record is from RefSeq and is a predicted model, not a curated record. Gene Ontology annotation, cellular component: lumenal side of endoplasmic reticulum membrane; lysosomal membrane; cytoplasmic side of endoplasmic reticulum membrane. Gene Ontology annotation, molecular function: aspartic endopeptidase activity, intramembrane cleaving. The transcript is spliced from 14 exons.